AUGCCGUCUAUGUCCCUGCAGUCUGUGACUGCUGUCAUCAUACUCAGCGUCGACGAUGGCUCUGUAGGUAGAUCAUAUCUCUCUCUAGACCUAGCAGUCGCGAUCAGGAUAUUCGCAAAAUAUUACAACGCCCCCCACCAUGCGCCGACAGGCACAUCUGGUGCCCCAAGCUCCCCAUAUUCGGACGUGAAGUCACAGAAGAGCUUCGAGAAAGGUCUACUGGAGAAGACGGCAAAACAGACUGGAGAUAUCAUACUCUACGAUAACAAGUUGGUGCUUUAUAAGAUGGAGUCUGACGUGAUGAUGUACGUCGUUGGAGGAGCCGAGGAAAAUGAGGUCUUAUUAUACAACGUCAUUUUGGCGCUGCGGGAUUCGUUGCACCUGCUAUUCAAGCAAUCUGUAGAUAAGCGGACAGUCGUGGAAAACUACGAUCUAGUAUCACUGGCUAUUGACGAGAUCGUUGACGAUGGAAUUAUUCUGGAAACAGACCCAACGAUUAUUGUACAGCGAGUCAGCAAAGCGCCCACUCAAGACGUAAAUCUGAGUCGCAUCGAUCUCAGUGAGCAAGGAGUGAACAACCUGGCACAGCUGGGACGCGCCAAGUUAACCGACUGGCUGCGCCAAGGGCUGUAA
Messenger RNA from Xylaria bambusicola, 633 nucleotides. Its product is annotated as snare-like protein. The record is from RefSeq and is a predicted model, not a curated record. Gene Ontology annotation, biological process: retrograde vesicle-mediated transport, Golgi to endoplasmic reticulum; intra-Golgi vesicle-mediated transport; intracellular protein transport. The transcript has 5 exons. Lineage: Eukaryota; Fungi; Ascomycota; Sordariomycetes; Xylariales; Xylariaceae. Bases 1 to 633 code for a protein of 210 amino acids. Gene Ontology annotation, cellular component: COPI vesicle coat.